AUGGGCUCCUCCAUAAUUGAGGACAAAAUAUUUAGAAGUAUAUACAAUUGCAUUCGAAAAUAUUACGACGCUUCAGCUUCCAGGGAAAUAAUAUUUUCAUUCGAUGCAAGCUUCUUUUGUGGGAAAUUUCCGGGCGUCAACAGGAAUACCCUUGAGGCUAUAUUCCGCCUUUUUUGGCAGCGGCGUAUUCUUCUGCAUGCUCAUACCUUUAAGGACCGGUCUGGGCCAGCGUCGGAUCUGCUUGCAAAGUUUCCUUUUAAUAUUAAUGAUAGAAUCACAGAGGUCCCACAUUCAAUUAUGGAGAUCUCCAUUCGAUUCAUGAUGCCGCCUUGCUUCAUAAUCCGAGUUGUUUUGGGAGAAUUUAUUCGGUCGUCCAAUGAAUCUUUUGACCCUGUUGCGUUAAAGGGUUGGAUGAACGCCCCUCAUACAAUUCCAAAUGCUUCUUUGUCCAAGGCAGCGUUGUUAGCAAUAGAGGCUGAUGAGAUUGCCUCUCCCCUGGCCGAUGCAAAGAAACAGUGGGCGGUUGUAAUGCUUGUGUCUAAACUUGAUCUGCCGUUCAUCGAGGAACAGGGUAUGAGAAAAUUAGGAUAUCCCAAAACGCCGGACAUUUUGCUGCCUGUUCCGAUCGGUAGCGGUUUGUUGUUGUUAUCUUGGCUAGCAUUCGGCAACUUUGUUUCAAAUUGGAUUGAAAGUAAGGCCCUUUUUGGGGAUAUAAAGACGCACGAAAGAUAUCUAAAAAAUCAGUAUUUGACUUACUACAACAGGUAUGAUCCACUGGUGGCCAUAAUGUGUAGAUAUGGGCCUGGAAUAGUGAUCUACUGGUUUGGGUUUACCAAGGAAAUCCUCAAUUUCACAGAAUCCGUCAUGGUUGUAGAUUCGCUUCCAGAACAUAUCACCAUGCUUACGGCGGACGAGUAG
This is a messenger RNA of Mitosporidium daphniae, 918 nucleotides long. RefSeq lists its product as uncharacterized. The record is from RefSeq and is a predicted model, not a curated record. NCBI's taxonomy places the organism in Eukaryota, Fungi, Microsporidia. The transcript is spliced from 2 exons. Bases 1 to 918 code for a protein of 305 amino acids.